AUGUCAAGCUUGAUAGAUUUGGUUCUAAACCAGACUAGCUCAGAUAAUGAGAUCAGAAAGAAUGCAGAACUUCAAUUCAGCCAAAUAGUCAAGCAAGAUCCAUCUAAUGCAACUCAAACAAUUUUGGAGCUGGCUCUCGAUACAUCGCUUCCACUAGACGUUAGACAGGCAUGUUUAUUACAUUUGAAACGAUUAGUACCUCAGUAUUGGUCAAUGGGGUUUGAAUCGUUUAUUGGCCCUCCAGUAAAUCAAGAGCCAAAACAAUUAAUAAGAUCAAAACUAUUACAGUUAGCCACCUCUGCCCCUGAGUCGAAAAUUCGAAGCGGCGCUGCCUAUGCUAUUGUUCAGAUUGCUUCUGUCGAUUAUCCCGAUGAAUGGCCAGAAUUGAUAAACGAAUUAUACAAUGCCACUACACAAUUCCAAAACGAGACAGCUUUACUUGGUGGAUUACAAGUGUUGACUGAUUUAUUUGAUGAUUUGAUUACCGAAGAACAAUUUUGGGAAGGCGGUGUCGGUAAAGAAGUAGUUGGCCAUUUGAAUAAUAUCUUGAGUCAAAGUUUGGCUGCUGAAGUCAAGACCCAGGCAAUAAAGUUAUACGAAAGUGUGUUGGCUAUUUUAAGAAGCCCAGAAGCGUUUACAACCGACGAAAGAAAACAAUUUGUUCUUAAUGAAAUUACAUCUACAAUUCAAGUUUUGAUCCAAUUGCUUUCGCAAAGAGAAUUGAAUCUUGUUGACUUACAUUUACGAAGUUUCAUUUACAAGAUCCUUGCUGCCAUCAUUAGCCAAUUCCACUCCAAACUUGCUCUCGAAGUUAAGCGAACGAUAUUGACAUUAGCUAUUCAAGACCUCCAUUACCUUGCACCAGUUUAUAGCAAAGUUGCAUUGAAUGGGAACCAUGGAUUUGACGUGUCUUCCGAAUUGGAAGUUUCGACAGUAUUCAACAAUCUCCUUGACGAAUUAUUUCAAACUAUCAAUUCCAUCCAGCACGAUAUCCCUAUUAACAACGACCAAUUCGUCCAAGAUUUGAUUGUCUGUGCAGUAUUACCAAAUGAUAAAUUAGAAGAAUACGACCUCGACUUGAAUGCCUUUGUCAGCGACGCAACUGGUUUAAACGUCAACCCAACUGUUCGUGAUUCAAUCUAUGAUUUGUUGACUGAAUUAAAUCCUAGCGAUGCUGCCACUUGGUUCAAAUCCAUAUCCUCGCAUCUCAAUGACGAUAAUUGGAGAAAAUUAGAAGCACAGUUGGCCAUUCUCGAAGGCUUACUUGGUAACGACGAGGAGUUGGAAGAUCCAGGAUUGUCUGUAUUCACAAGAUUUAUCACUAACCAUAACACAGUAAUCACUUCCAGGUGCUUCUUAUUAUUGCCUAAAUAUUUUGAAAAAUUCUCCAAUCCAAAUGCAAAGAGAGUACUAGUUGAUAUGAUAACAUUUGCCGCAAGAAGCGUGCCAAGAAUUAAGGUAGCAUCCCUCAUUAGUUUCACAUAUUACAAGCAUGUGAUGGAAUUGACUACCUUGGAUAAAUCAAUUCAACCUCAGCUUUUCAAAAUUGUCUAUUCUUUGAUUGAAGAAUGUGAAGAAGACGGUCUUCCGGUUUUGUUAGAGGCAAUUGGUGAUACCAUAACUAUAAACCCUAGUUAUGCUUCGGCAGUUAGCAUCAGCCAAGGUGUCAAUGUUAUUGAUCUAAUAUUCAAAAUUGCAUUCAAAGAUCCUGGUAAUGUACAAUUGAUUACUGAUAGUUCGGAAUGCUUGACAGCCCUGUUGGAAAACACAAGUGUCCAGGAUUAUAUGAUUGCCUGUGAAAAGUCGUUGCCAUUUAUUUUCAACAUUAUGCAAUCCUCUAAUGGCGAUUAUACUCCUGAGUUGUAUUUGUCUUUGGAAUUGCUAAGCAUCAUAAUUAAAUCAUGCCCUGGAGGUGAGUUACCAGCGCAAAUUUUCUUGUAUGCAUUCCCAAUAUUGCAAAAAAUAUUGCUCGACUCGUUUGAUAAUCAGAUAUUGCAAAGUGGGGGUGAAGUGUUUAAUGAGUUGAUCAAAAAGGGAUCCAAAUCAUUUCUUGAUUACAAAGAUCCAGAAACCAAAGAGUCGGGCAUUGAUUGUAUGUUGAAAAUUGUGUCCAAGUUUUUAUCACCAGAAUUAUCUGACAGUGCUGCCAACAAGUGUGGAUCCAUUGUAAUUUCGUUGAUUGACCAAUUCCAAAAUUAUUUGCUGUCGGAUUUUUUGACUCAAAUUUUAGAAAGUGCCGCCAACAGAUUAGUCAUUGCCAAGGAGACAGCAACCAUUGAAAAUUUGGUUAUGGUGUUUUGCCAGUUGGUUUUAAAAUCUCCAGCGGAAAUGAUUGACUUUUUAAGCAAUAUGCAGUUGCAAGGACAGUCUGGAUUAGCGGUUGUGCUUCCAAUUUGGUUUGAUAGUUACGAAGUUACCAGAGGAUACGAGCAAAUCAAACAGAAUUCAUUAGCGUUGGGUAAAAUAUUCAGUUUGGGAGAUGCAAGAGUCGAGAAUUUAGUGGUUAAUGGUGAUAUAAUCCCUUACAAUGGUGAUUUGAUCAUUACAAGAUCAAUGACACAGACAAUGCCCGACAAGUUUACUCAAAUAUCUGCAUCGUUAAAAAUCUUGAAAUUGUUAGUUAGUGAAUUGCAAUUUCAAUGUCAACAACCUAACGCUGAAGAGUAUUUGCCUGCACAAGAAGACGACAAUGACGAUGGAUGGGAGGAUAUGGACGACAUUGGAGUUCCUAAUUUUGAAAAACUAAAAAGUUAUAUCAACGAUGACGAAAAACAUGAGGCUGAUGAAGGAUUGAAGAAUUUGUUGACACAAUUUUUCCGUGAAUGCACAGCUAAAAACUUAGGAGACUUCCAGAGAUACUACGAGGAAUUAAGUGACGACGAAAAGAAAGUGAUCACUGAAAACUUAAUUUUCUAG
This is a messenger RNA of Candida albicans SC5314, 2916 nucleotides long. RefSeq lists its product as uncharacterized. Gene Ontology annotation, molecular function: small GTPase binding. Gene Ontology annotation, cellular component: cytosol; nuclear envelope. Lineage: Eukaryota; Fungi; Ascomycota; Pichiomycetes; Serinales; Debaryomycetaceae. Gene Ontology annotation, biological process: protein import into nucleus. The record is from RefSeq and is a predicted model, not a curated record. The transcript has a single exon. The coding region runs from base 1 to 2916 and encodes 971 amino acids.